Messenger RNA from Acanthopagrus latus (yellowfin seabream), 1076 nucleotides. RefSeq names its product SOSS complex subunit C-like. The record is from RefSeq and is a predicted model, not a curated record. Gene Ontology annotation, cellular component: SOSS complex; nucleoplasm; nucleus. NCBI's taxonomy places the organism in Eukaryota, Metazoa, Chordata, Actinopteri, Spariformes, Sparidae. Bases 334 to 642 code for a protein of 102 amino acids. The transcript is spliced from 4 exons. Gene Ontology annotation, biological process: DNA repair.
CUAGCCAUCCCAUCUAACAGAAAAACCGGUACAUGGUCUCCGGAGGCGAAAUGUGGCUGACCGACAGCACAUAAACAGGAGUUUUAUCAUUAUUUUAAACUUUCACUCACUGUUACACUGGUCUACCACAGCAAUUGUAAUCUGUGUAGUUUAUCCAGCUCAAGUUUGACGUACAUUCGUUGCCCAGUGGGACUUUUAUCGCUGUCUCUUAUCCACCAGUGAAACAUUAGCUGGGCGGAAGCAAACGCAAACACAACACGUUUAAGCUAAACCAUCAAUAUAACCUUUUCUGUAGUUUGUAGUUUCGACCUGCCUCUUGCAACCUGCACCAACAUGGCUACUAAUCCUCCAGGACAAGCUUUCCCAAACAAGGCACGGGUCGCAAUCCUGGCUGAGCUGGAGAAGGAGAGGAGACGGCUGAUGCAGAGUCAGUCUAUGAACACACCUGGAGCCAGCAUCUCGUUGUCCAGACCGAGUCUGAAAGAGUUCCGGGACAAUGCAGAACAGCAGCACAUCGCUGCCCAGCAGAAAGCUGCCCUGCAGCAUGCACAUACACACUCAUCAGGCUUCUUCAUCACUCAGGACUCCUCGUUCGGGAACCUCAUCCUCCCUGUCAUCCCGAGGCUGGAGCCUGAGACCUGACCUUUUUACCUCCUGCCCCCCUCCUGCUGCUUAGUUUGAGACAGAGCUUUAAACAACAUUCAUGAACACCAGACCCACGUCUCUCUCAGUUUCCUCUUUUAAGUCUGUGAUUAAUGGAUGGUUGUUCGUCAUGUCGUAAAUCUCAGGGGAGUGUGAAUUUUUCACUCUUACAUUUUCCAGAGUAACAAGCUGGCUGCUGAAUUUAGGAAAGUUUCCAAAACAGUCAGAAGAUGUUUCCAGAUAGCUGUGAAACAUCCUGGGAAGUUGUCCAGGAGCUAAAAACAAACUCUUCAGAUUUGUUGUAAAUCCUGCUCUGUUGCCUUCCACGGUCUUAAUCACGUGGCUCUCCAUUAAAUGCACAUUUUGCCAGGUUUUUACAAUUAUAAUGGAUUUGUAUCGAUAUUUGGAGAAUAAAGUUGUUACAUUGAAUUGUA